AUAGAAAACCUAAUAGUAAAAACAAAAUAUAUAAACACAAACACAAAAAAAAAGAUGAAGCCAUCUUUUGUUCUUCUAUCUAUUGCUCUAUUACUAUCAUCAUCACUAUCGCAUGCAUCCGACUUUGGAUCGCCGUCACACCCACCGGUGAUGUCUCCAACACCGGAACCAUCAAACUCCAUCGACUGUUCUAGCGUCAUCUACAGCAUGGUGGAUUGUCUAUCCUUCUUAACCGUCGGAUCAACUGAUCCAAGCCCGACCAAAACGUGUUGUGUUGGGAUCAAAACCGUUCUUGAAUAUAACCCAAAGUGUCUUUGCUCUGCGUUAGAGAGUAGUCGUGCAAUGGGUUUCGUACUAGAUGAUACCAAAGCUCUUGCCAUGCCUAAAAUUUGCAACGUUCCCAUUGAUCCUCAUUGUGAUGUAUCUAAUCCGGUUGCAACAACACCAAUUUCUCCACCAGUAGAGCCACCUACGACUUCACCACCUUCAGCAAAGUCGCCGGCCAUGACCCCUUCAUCACCGGCGGUUAGCCACUCACCACCACCGGUUAGCCACUCACCACCACCGGUGAGGCACUCACCACCGCCAGUUAGGCACUCACCACCGCCAGUUAGGCACUCAUCACCGGUGGAGGCUGCUUCAUCACCGUUAAAGGCCGUCUCAUCAUCCACGGCAAUCGCUUCAUCACCGAUGGCAGCUUCGCCGUCACCGUCACCAUCAAUAUCGAGUACCGGGAUUUUAUCAGUAUCCAAACAAUUCCUAGCUGCUGUGAUGGUUUCUUCUUUUGUUUACAUCUUCGCUUAGAUUUGUUUUUUGUUUUUUUUCUUCUUAAUUUUAAAUAAGUUGAAUCAACUUCUUUUAUUUAUUUUAUGGAUUGUGGACAAAUAAUUUGUGAUGCAUGGUUCUUAUGGAUUUAAAGAACAGUGACGAUUAAGUUUGUUGUUUUUGUUUGAUCGAGUUAAAUUUUUGGUUAUUUA
Molecule: messenger RNA, 977 nt
Organism: Arabidopsis lyrata subsp. lyrata
Lineage: Eukaryota; Viridiplantae; Streptophyta; Magnoliopsida; Brassicales; Brassicaceae
Product: non-specific lipid-transfer protein-like protein At5g64080
Exons: 3
Coding region: 55-804 (249 amino acids)
Biological process (GO): lipid transport
Molecular function (GO): lipid binding
Source: RefSeq, a predicted model, not a curated record